AUGGUGAAGUUUCAGAAGCAGCUACAGACCCAACUUGUUGCAGAGUGGAUAAAUUCUUAUGUGAAUUACAAGCAGCUCAAAAAGGACAUCAAACAAAUUAGACAGCAGAUUGCAAGCAAAGAAGAACACCUUAUUGUACAUCAUAAAACCAGAAAAAGCAGUAGCGGUGGUAGGGAGAUGGUGUACGAAACAGAGUUGAUUUAUGGGCAAUCUCCAUGGGCAGAGCAUGAUCGAGUUUUCUUUUCCAGGCUGGAUUCUCAGCUUAACAAGGUUAACAAAUUUUAUACAACCAAAGAAAAAGAAUACCUCGUUAGAGAUGAACAACUUCAAGUACAGCUGGAAACUCUCAUAGAUACAAAACUGGCUCUUUCUGCAAGCAAAAUAUAUGACCAUUCAAACGCUCAGGAGGUUGAUACAGGAGUUCAAUGUUUAAGAGUUUCAGAGAAAUGCACAAAUGCUUAUGAUUUUAACAUGGAAGAAUAUGGAGAAAAUAAUGGUGCUUACAUACACAAAGUUGGUCAUGCAGAAAAAAUGUUACAUACAGCCUUUAUCGAAUAUUACAAAGGCCUUACUCUCCUCCAGAACUACAGCACCUUAAAUGCCAUUGCUUUUAGAAAAAUACUUAAGAAGUAUGAUAAGGUUACAGGAAAGGGUGUGAGUGAAACAUAUCUAAAAGAAGUACAAUCUUCCUAUUUCUCAACAAACUCUAAGAAGCUGCUAAGCAUGGUGGAGACUGUAGAGAAUUUGUUCACUAAGCACUUCAGUAAGAAUAACCGAAGACGAGCCAUGAGAUCUUUGAGACCUUCUCCCCAUAAGAAUUCUAGUGGCGAAUUCUUUUCUUUAGGUUUUUUUUCAGGUUGUUCAUGGGGUUUGAUGUUGGCACUUGUUUUUGCGGUUUCUAAACCUCACAUUUCAAGUUACGUGAUAAGCAAAAGCUUUCAAAUGAAUGUAGUUCCAAUCUUCAGUAGUUCCAAUCUUCAGCACAUCAAUCCUUCUGUCUUUCCACAUUUAUAUGUGAUUCUGGUGUUUGUAUUCCUUCCUUUUGAUAUUUGUUACAGAUCAGCUAGAUUUUACUUUAUCCGGUGUUUGUGGCGAAUUAUAUGUGCACCACUUUACAAGGUUGAAUUUGCUGACUUUUUCCUUGCUGAUCAGUUAACAAGCCAGAUCACAACAUUGAGAUCUCUUGGGUACAUUUCCUUUUACCAUGCAAGUCAGUUAUUGCACCAUAACUCAGACAAUUCUGUAUGCUCAAGUCCCCUCUUUCAAUUCCCAUACAUUGUUGCUGUACUGCCAUAUUGGUGGAGACUUAUGCAGUGUGUGAAGAGCUGGGUGGACGAGAGAGAGCUUUCACAAAUUGCAAAUGGGGGAAAGUAUAUGUUUGCUAUUAUAGCAAUGGUGAUAAGAUUUAAAUACGAGAGCAGUUCUUCAAAGUUAUUUCUGGUAUUGUUUAUGACAUCUUCCAGUAUUGCAACUGUUUAUCAAUUUUACUGGGACGUUGUGAUAGAUUGGGGUCUACUUCAGCGCAAGUCUGUGAACCCUUGGCUUAGAGAUCAACUGAUCUCGAAGAAUAAGAGAAUAUAUUUCAUUUCAAUGUUUGUGAAUGCAGUGCUUCGAUUAGCAUGGUUGUAUUCAAUUAUACACGUAGUCAUGCCCUGCGGACCCACUUAUCAGAAGUAUAUAGACUUCAUUCUUGGAAUGGCAGAAAUUGCUCGUCGAGGCUUGUGGAUUUUUUUCAGAUUAGAGAAUGAACACCUUGACAGUGUGGACAAAUCUAGAGCAGUCAAAAUUGUUCCUUUGCCAUUUAAAUGCAUUGAUCCAUUUGUAUAA
This is a messenger RNA of Cryptomeria japonica (Japanese cedar), 1827 nucleotides long. RefSeq names its product phosphate transporter PHO1-like. The record is from RefSeq and is a predicted model, not a curated record. Bases 1 to 1827 code for a protein of 608 amino acids. Lineage: Eukaryota; Viridiplantae; Streptophyta; Pinopsida; Cupressales; Cupressaceae. The transcript has 14 exons. Gene Ontology annotation, molecular function: inositol hexakisphosphate binding. Gene Ontology annotation, biological process: cellular response to phosphate starvation; phosphate ion transport. Gene Ontology annotation, cellular component: cytoplasm; plasma membrane; trans-Golgi network.